UCAACAUCACUCUCCUUCUGCGUGUGUUAUCACUGAAAAUGGCGAGCUGGUGUGUGCGAGCUGGAAGACAGAGCUACUCUGUUGUAGCAUUUCCUUCAUUAAUAAGGGCGUCCCAGCGGCUCCUAUGCACCUCAGCUCAGCAGAAGAGCGGCCAGGGGUCGGAGGAGGACCAGAAGGCUGAGCAGAGCCCUGUAGAGAAGGCCUUGGCUGAGGAGAAGGGUCAGCUGGAGGAGCAGCUUAAAGAGGUCACAGACAAGUACAAGCGGGCCCUGGCAGACAUGGAGAACCUCAGGACGAGGAGUCAGAAGAUGGUGGAAGACACAAAGAAAUAUGGAAUCCAAGGGUUCUGCAAAGACCUGCUGGAGGUGGCAGACAUCUUGGAGAAGGCGACGGAGAGCGUGCCCAAGGAGGAGGUGACCUCUCAGAAGAACCCCCACCUGAAGAACCUGUACGACGGCCUGGUGAUGACAGAUAAACAGAUCCAGAAGGUGUUCACCAAGCACGGCCUGUUCAAGCUCAACCCCGACAGAGGGCAGAAGUUUGACCCCUAUGAGCAUGAGGCUCUAUUUCACGCCCCCGUGGAGGGUAAAGAGCCUGGCACGGUCGCCAUAGUAACCAAGGUUGGCUACAAGCUCCAUGGGCGCACCCUCCGGCCGGCGCUGGUGGGCGUGGCCAAAGCCCCUUAAAAAAAGAGAUUCAGUGCGACCGUUAUGAUGAUGUCGUUGUUGCUUGGGUGACGGAUCACCUUGGGUACAGCAGGCUGGUCAGAGCCCCCCCCACCCAAUCAAAAUCCCCUCCCCCAACCACCUAACGUUGCUUCUGAGGUGGGAAUACAACUCGAACUGAUAUCAUUACCAUGGACAUUAUCAUCACACAGCCUGUUUUGAGACUGUGUACCGAUUCUCCAACCUUCAGCUGAAGUGUGCACUUGCUCAAUCCCCAUCAUGAAUUGAAAAGCAUUGGAUUGGUAUAAGCAUUGGCUGGAGGGAAUUUACGCCAUCUUUAAAUCCAUGACAGGGAGUGUGCAAGUGCAUACUUUGGGAGAAGGGUAGAUAAUUGGGACACAACCCAUGUAUAUGCCAGGAGCAAAUAUGUUUUAACAGAAGUAAUACUUGUAAUGGCAUGUAGAGCACAGAACCAGUUUCAAGUGAGUUAUUUCAGUCAUUAGGGUCAGAUUCCACUCAUUUCUUUGUCCAGUCAUUGUGUUUUCUCAUGUUAUGGAUGGGAGAAUGUAAUGGAUCUCAUUGAUUAUAUACCAAACUGUUGUCAUCACUAUCAUUGGAGAACUAUCAUAUAGCUCUCAUACAAUUGAAUUUAAAUAACGAAAUGUUUCCUGUAAGGUUAUGAGGCUGUCUUUGGCACAACUUAGCCCUGUAUAUUGCUGUUUUAGUAUAGCUUCCAGGGACAGUUUUACAUGUACUCUAUAAUUCAUUUUCAUAAAUGAAGUCUUGACAAAUUGAAGUAUAUGGAGGUGAAAUAUGCAAUGUUUCACUGUAUCAAUAUUCAUGCAAAAUACUUCAGAGGCAACCACUUAUUGUUCAGCUACAACAGUACAGUAGGACACGGAGUAUGGUUGUCAAAAUGAGAUGGGGGGGGGAAAAAAAUGCUCUGGUCAAAUCUAUUACAGAUUCACCGGAGAUAAGCAACAUGAUGUUGAGCCCCUGAUGUAAUCAUUCCGGAUUUCACUGUACCUCACUACUUUGGCAGAUGUCGACUUGGUGGUCUAGGAUAUUAAUAACAGCAUAAUACAAAUAGAGUUUAUCCAAUAACUAUUUGAACUGAACAUUCUAGUGUCUGAACAGUUGUCCUGUUGCGUGAGUGCCACAGCAGCAUCUAAAUAAACAGAUUUACUUUGAA
Coregonus clupeaformis (lake whitefish) is the source of this 1857-nucleotide messenger RNA. RefSeq names its product grpE protein homolog 1, mitochondrial. Gene Ontology annotation, cellular component: PAM complex, Tim23 associated import motor. The coding region runs from base 39 to 686 and encodes 215 amino acids. Lineage: Eukaryota; Metazoa; Chordata; Actinopteri; Salmoniformes; Salmonidae. The record is from RefSeq and is a predicted model, not a curated record. The transcript has 4 exons. Gene Ontology annotation, molecular function: protein-folding chaperone binding; protein homodimerization activity; adenyl-nucleotide exchange factor activity. Gene Ontology annotation, biological process: protein import into mitochondrial matrix; protein folding.